Capsella rubella is the source of this 2205-nucleotide messenger RNA. RefSeq names its product histone-lysine N-methyltransferase, H3 lysine-9 specific SUVH7. The transcript has 3 exons. NCBI's taxonomy places the organism in Eukaryota, Viridiplantae, Streptophyta, Magnoliopsida, Brassicales, Brassicaceae. The record is from RefSeq and is a predicted model, not a curated record. Gene Ontology annotation, cellular component: nucleus. Bases 112 to 2124 code for a protein of 670 amino acids. Gene Ontology annotation, molecular function: protein binding; histone methyltransferase activity; zinc ion binding.
UUUUCAACCAUUUUCGUCUUCUCCCUUUUGUGUGUCUCCAGCUUCUUGUUUCUAUUCCGCUCCUUGUUUUUGUAACCUAGAUCUCACUUCUCGGCUUGUCAAGGAUUUGCAAUGGAUGGUCUCACUCCGAUCAAGGCAACAUCAUUCUCAAGUUUCAUAGGCUAUUAUGAAGAUGAACAGGCCGAGAACACAACAUCAUCAACAGUACCCCCUCCUGUAUUGGUCGCACCGCUUCUAAGCAUUGUUCCAUUCGAUGCUUCCAACAAGGGUUCUUAUGAUGCAGAUGCUGGUCCCAGUACUGGUCCAAUUAAACCAGAACCAUAUGAAGAAACCCACAUCACAAGGGCCGGCCCUAUGUCUGGUCGUCCAAUCAAACCAGAACCAUAUGAUGAAACCUACAUCACAAGAGCCAUCCCUCUUACUGGUCCAGUCAAACCAGAACCAUAUGAUGAAACCCACAUCAUGAAUGCCGGCGGUCCUCUUCCUCUAGUGAUUGCACCACUGCGAAGCGUUAGAUCAAUUUUUGACAUCAACAACUACUCCUACUAUGCGGGUGCUGGUCCAAGUUCUGCUCCAAAAAAACGAGGACGAUGUGAUGAUGAUGAAACGCACCUUCCUCCUCCCUCGGUUAUGAUGCGGUUUGAUGCGGUUAGACGGAGAUUUUGCCAACUAAACCUUCAGAAAUACAUCCUUACAACCGCUGAGGCUAAUUGCAGGACUAUGGGGGUCCAGACUAAUAAGAAAAGGAGGCGUGGUACAGUUCCUGGAGUAGAAAUAGGCGACAUAUUCUAUUUCUGGGGGGAGAUGUGCUUAGUCGGGCUUCAUAGACAAGCGGUCGCUGGCAUUGAUUACCUGACGGUUGAGGAUGGGGAAGUACUACCUCUUGCGUCGAGUGUGGUGUCAUCAGGACAGUACGAUGAUGAUACCAAUCAGCCUGACAUGUUGAUCUAUUCUGGACAUGGCGGAUCCAAGAACGAUGUACCUCAAGAUCAAGUUAUGGAAAGAGGAAACCUUGCACUGCAAAGAAGUUUGAUGACUGACGUUAGAGUCAUCCUAGGCAGAAAAGACCCCUACCUUCUGAAAAAGAAGAUAUACAUCUACGAUGGACUUUACACUGUUACUGAUAUCUAUCCUCUGAGAGGGAAAUCCGGUUUCAUCGAAUUCAAGUUUAAAUUGGUGAGGAAGGCGGACCAACCUCGUACUGGUUAUGCAAUGUGGAAAGAAGCUGAAAGGUUGAGGACGCUGAACAUGAGUGCCUCUAGGAAGGGUUCUAUACAUGAAGAUUAUUCUUUUGGAAAUGAGCUUUUACCAGUCCCGGUGGUCAACGAAGUGGACGAAGACGACAAAACCAACCCUGACGACUUUGAAUACAUCACAUCUCAGCAUUACACAGAUGAUAUUCCCAUCGAUAGCCAAGCACUUGGAUGCCAGAACUGUCAAGAGGAGUCAUGCACUCAUCUAAGCUGCAUGUGCAUGCAUAAAAACGGAGGCCAGGUACCGUAUCACAAGUCCGUUUUGGUUUGUCGUAAACCAAUGAUUUACGAGUGUGGUGAAGAUUGUGUUUGCCCCAACGACUGCAAAAACCGAUUGGUUCAAAACGGUUUGAAGCUCCACAUGGAAGUGUUCAAGACAAUAAACCGUGGUUGGGGCUUACGUUCUUGGGAUCCAAUCCGAGCCGGAACCUUCAUCUGCGAGUUUGCUGGUGUGAGGAAGACAAAAGAAGCAGUGAAAGAUGAGGAUCACGACUACUUAUUCGACUCAUCUCGGGUUUACCAAAAGUUUAGGUGGAACUACGAACCGGAGCUUGUGUGUGAGAGUAUUUGGGAAAGCGUCCCUGAAGUAUUCAAUCUGCCGACACAAGUCUUGAUAAGCGCCAAGGAAAAAGGGAACGUUGCUCGGUUCAUGAACCACAGCUGCUCGCCCAAUGUUUUCUGGCAGCCUAUUGAGUAUGGUGGGUACGUUCACAUAGGGCUGUUUGCAAAGAAGCAUAUCCUUCCAUUGACAGAGUUAACAUAUGACUAUGGAGUUUCUUCUGUGGAGAAGGUUGGAGAAGAUGAGUUACUUUACAGAGGCAACAAGAUUUGUCUCUGUGGUUCAGACAAGUGUCGUGGCUCCUUCGGCUGAUAUGUACUUUUUUUAUCGUUUGUUUCUUUUGUGAUUUCCUUCUUUUUUAUUUUAUUUCAUCAUUUAAUUUUCUUUGUAUUC